AUGUUUUAUUCAGACCUUAACACUGUUCCACCAAUUCAGCAUAAAUUAGCUAAAAUUCCAAGCGAUUUCCCAGGCCGUUUUCCUGCCUUUUCUAAGGCGGCUCCAGGACACGCCGGGCACCCGCUGCCCUGCGUUCCCGGGGCACACGCGGUGGAUGUGCGGCGGUGCCGGGGAUCGCGGCCCUUCCUGCGCCGCCCUCCGCGCCCGCGCUGCUCCCCUGCGCUGCCCCCGCCCUGGGGGAUGCUGGCAGCGGCGGGCGGGGACGCCUGCGGCUGGGAAAGGCCGUGGCUCUGCCGGCUCCCAGCUGCAGGGGCUCGGUCUUUCCCCCGCUGCCUCCUCCUCGCGGCGGAGGCUGGAGCCUUGGGACGGGAUGACCGUCGGGAGCGAUUGCGUGAAGCUCUGUUAGACGGCAUGUGGCUAACUGGGGGCCGCGGGCAGCUGAGGGGACACAGCAGAAGGUUUCCCCUUGCCCGUCGCUGGCAGGGGAAUUGCAGCGCCUUCCUUGAGGGGCCGGUGCCUUCAGGAGGGGCCGGGGCAGAGCCCCUCGCCCGCCUCGGGUCCCGCAGGGCCCGAGCAGGGGGACCUCCUCCCGCUCUCGCCCCGGAGCAUCUCCUCCGAGGUGUAGAAACCCCUCAGGGACAAGGGCUUGAGCAGUCCUUCCUCAGACCGAGGCAGAACGAGCGCUCCGGUGCCGGCGAGGGAGAGCCCUCAGGGGCCUGGAGGCGCUCAGGCAGCGUGCCCGCUCCUCCGCGGCCGGGCUGCCCACGGGAGCGCCAGGGCUCUCCCCAGACGGAUGUGCUGAGGAGAUGCCUCAUAGCCCACCCAGGGCAGCGUCUGGGUAAUCCCAGUCUGAGUCUCGGCUGGCUGCAAUUCCACCUGGAAAAGGGACGCUACAAUCAUAGUAUCUAAGGAAAGUGUGUGUUUGAGACCAGUUUGAGGGGAUUUUGUGUCACCAAAGGCAUUAGCUCCAGUCCUGCUACUCCAGUGGAAGGGAGAGAGGUUACCAGGUACUGGGCACAGUCAUCUUCAC
Molecule: messenger RNA, 1030 nt
Organism: Vidua macroura (Pin-tailed whydah)
Lineage: Eukaryota; Metazoa; Chordata; Aves; Passeriformes; Viduidae
Exons: 2
Coding region: 1-909 (302 amino acids)
Source: RefSeq, a predicted model, not a curated record